This is a messenger RNA of Myxocyprinus asiaticus (Chinese sucker), 2524 nucleotides long. RefSeq names its product GA-binding protein subunit beta-1-like. Gene Ontology annotation, biological process: positive regulation of transcription by RNA polymerase II. Gene Ontology annotation, cellular component: nucleus. NCBI's taxonomy places the organism in Eukaryota, Metazoa, Chordata, Actinopteri, Cypriniformes, Catostomidae. Gene Ontology annotation, molecular function: protein binding; transcription cis-regulatory region binding. The transcript has 8 exons. Bases 156 to 1370 code for a protein of 404 amino acids. The record is from RefSeq and is a predicted model, not a curated record.
UUUCCGGGGUUAAAGCAGCCGCCAUAUCUGAAUGCGCUUUAAACCUUUUCAAUCCCACAGACAUGUUUAUGUUAACACAGUUCAGAAAUACAGUGCGGAUUACUAUAUAGCGCUUUGAUUACAACCUAUAGACGUUCAACAGAGAGGUUUCUAAGAUGUCAUUGGUGGAUUUGGGAAAGCGUCUUUUAGAAGCAGCUCGGAAUGGUCAUGAUGAUGAAGUCAGGGCACUAAUGGCCAAUGGAGCUCCAUUCACUACUGACUGGCUUGGAACUUCUCCAUUACAUUUAGCAGCCCAGCAUGGCCAUUUCUCCACAGCUGAAGUGCUGCUGAGGGCUGGUGUGAGCAGAGAUGCCCGAACAAAAGUGGACAGAACCCCACUGCACAUGGCGGCCACAGAGGGCCAUGAAGUAAUUGUGGAUUUAUUAAUCAGGAGUGGAGCAGACAUCAAUGCCAAAGACAUGUUGAAGAUGACCGCUCUCCACUGGGCCGCCCAGCAUGGUCAUCACCAUGUUGCAGAACUCUUGGUCAAGCACGGGGCUGAUGUACACGCCCUCAGCAAGUUUGACAAGUCAGCUUUUGAUAUUGCUGUUGACAUACAACAUGGCGAACUCAUGCUCUUAUUACAGAAGGGAAUGCAGAAUCAGGUAAACAGAAAUGCUGAAGCAUCAAUCACAAAUGGAAAUUCCACCCCACAGUUCAUCAUCCAGGGUGUCCCCAAUAUUCAAGGGGGUGUCGUCAACCUCACAGACUUGAUCAAAACCAGCUCAGGUAACACAGAGGAGGCGAUUGCUGUCAGCGCCUUAGACUCAAGUAUACAGCAAGUGGUGAACGAAUCGGGCCAGAGAGUCAUAACCAUAUUAACAGAUCAACACGGAAACCUGCAAACAAAUGGACUCGGCCAACCAUUCUUUGUCACGAUGCAGGAUGGACGACAAGUAUUGGCAGUUUCAGCCAAUCAAAUCACAGAGGAAGUGGUAGAUGACUCCGAACCUCCUGCCCGUAAAAGGAAAAUUGAAGUCUCAUCCAAUCACACAGAGACUGGUGAAACGGAGCACCUACAUUGGCAGUUACAAGAAGCUAACAGGAAAGCUCAAUCAUAUCGUCAACAGCUGCUCCGCAAAGAGCAGGAAGCCGAGGGGUACCGAAUGAAACUGGAGGCAAUGUCCAAUGGACAGACCAACGGCACCGCCACUCUGGACCAGGAGCAGGUCGUGCUUGUGCAGGAGGAAGUGGGUAUAGAGGAAGAGGAAGAGGAAGUUGUCUUCUUUUCAGAAGGUGGUGAAGUUGUCAAAACAGAGGAGAUUGAUUCUGCAGAUGAGCAGAUAACUCUAGGGGAAGCCACAGCGGGUCACACAGAGGUAAUUUCAUAAAAGACGACCCGAGAGCGUGGACUCAAUGCUCGAGCAACCAAAGAGUGCAUCAGCAUGGUUUUGGUUUGGUUCAUUUUGAUUUUUGCAAUUAAGUCAUUUUGUAACUUAUUAACUUCUUCUGUUUUGGUUACUGUAUCAUUGUUUAGUCAAAGACCAUGAAAGAGAGUUCUUUCUCGGUAGUGUUCUUUAAAGGGGGUUCUUCAAAGACAGCUGGAGAAGACUCACUCUUUACAAAUGAUGUUACCUUUAAAAUCCCCUAGACUGGAACUGUGUUUGCGUUAUACAAACAGUUAGUUUCAUCACUUUUGAAAUUGAACAUUGACAAGAUGCAUUGUGUUAACAUGAUCUCAGAAUCAGGUUUUUUGCCAGUUACGUGUUGUUUGCAUUGGAAAUAAAAUGGUGCACCAAUUUUAAGACAUUAAAACUGCAUAAUCCAUCUUAAAAAUACACCAAUCAAUGAAUUUUAUAUAUUUCUGUUUGGCCACUUACAAGAGUGCUAAACAGUCAUUUAAAAAGUGCCUUUGCAUUUAGUAUUUUUAGUCAUUGUUCGUUUUCACGCUUAGGGGAUGCUACUAAAAUGUAUACACAUAGUAUUUGUUUCAUUAAUGGGUAUACUGCUUAAUCCCAUUCACUUAACAUUCAAUUCACAUUCCUCUCUGCUUGUGUACAACAUGUUUUCAGUUUUAUGUUCUGCUGAAGUUUCAAACAGAAGAAUUAAGUUGGGAGAGCUCUUGUGCUUAACAAGAGAAUAAAUAAGUGUUUUCAUAAAGUUAAAAGAGGUCUGAUUUCAAUAUCAGGGUAUUGUAUCAGUUUAUCUUGUAUAAAUCUCACUGUCUUGUUGAUGAAAAAGGAUGUAGAAUGUCAAGGAUGUGUAAGAAUCUCAAUGUAAAUGAUACAAAUUUUUAACCAGUUUAGAUUGCCUCUACUAUAGGAAGAAUGUAAUUAUUUCCUAUUCAAACCAUCCAUUUAAUUGUAAAUGUUUUCUAUAAGAUAGUACUGUCCUUUCACAUUGUAUGUGUGAACCACAGUGUUAUACUGGCGCUACAAUUUAAGCACACUGAUCCAGGUGCAAAAUCCUGAUCAGUGUAAUCACUGUUAUUAUGUGCAUAUAAGUGAUGUAUAAAGCUUUUGACCUAUUUUUGAUUUAAAAUGUA